AUGGCUCCAACUACUCGUACGGAUUUUGGCCAAAGUACAGAUGCCAGCGACGUUGCAGCAGCAUUCCCUGCCUCUGUCAAAGGCCGUACUUUCCUCAUCACAGGAGUGAACAAGUUAGGCGUUGGGUAUGCUACCGCCGUAGCACUGGCCACUCAGUCCCCACGCCGUCUCAUUCUUGCCGGACGCUCCCAUGACAAGCUUCAAGAGUGCGCAGAUGCCCUUGGUAAUACAUACCUGGCAGUUGAUUUUCGUCCGCUCGUACUGGACCUCGGUUCUCAGAAGUCCGUUCGAGCGGCGGCGGCCGAGCUUCUGUCCUGGGAGGACACUCCGGCAAUAGAUGUGGUGAUAAACAAUGCUGGGGUCAUGAAUAUUCCUAAUCGAACCCUCAGCGAAGAUGGUAUUGAACUACAUCUGGCCACCAACCACAUUGGUCAUUUCCUCUUUACGAACUUGAUCAUGUCGAAGAUCAUUGCAUCUGCAGCAAACUCAAGCCCAGGCGCAGCGCGUGUCAUAAAUGUCAGCAGUAUGGCCACCGUGGCCUCACCAUUACGCGCCAGCGACUUGAACUGGGAAAAGCCAACUUUAGAACUACCAGAGGGUGAAAAGCCGAAUCUCGAUUUGAUGAAAGCAGCAGCUGUCGUUGUUGACGAGACUAUGUCAUACAUCCCAAUGGGCGCAUACGGGCAGAGUAAAACUGCCAAUAUCCUUUACUCGGUUGCUUUGAACGAGAGACUUCAUAGGAAGUACGGUGUGACUAGCAUUGCUUUACAUCCCGGAGAGAUAAAAACAGAGCUUCAUAGGACUACCGAUCAAGAGUGGCUCAAAAAGACUGAGGAGUGGAGAGAAAAAAUGAAUGUUAGUUGGAAGACCUUGGAACAAGGGGCCAGUACAGCGUUGGUGGCUGCUUUGGACCCUGAAUUGGGGAAGGUCAACGGCGACGGACAAGGGCAGUUCCUUAGCGAUUGCCAACCCUCUGAAAUUGCACCACCUUAUGCCCUUGAAAAAGGCAAGGCGGACGAAUUAUGGGCGAUAAGCGAGGACCUGGUGAAAGAUAGUUUCUCCUGGUAG
Molecule: messenger RNA, 1068 nt
Organism: Talaromyces rugulosus
Lineage: Eukaryota; Fungi; Ascomycota; Eurotiomycetes; Eurotiales; Trichocomaceae
Exons: 1
Coding region: 1-1068 (355 amino acids)
Source: RefSeq, a predicted model, not a curated record